Molecule: messenger RNA, 519 nt
Organism: Nicotiana tabacum (common tobacco)
Lineage: Eukaryota; Viridiplantae; Streptophyta; Magnoliopsida; Solanales; Solanaceae
Source: RefSeq, a predicted model, not a curated record
AUGCCACAGGAAGAAGGGGGUAUUGAUUUUAGGUCCCUUCAUGAUGUAGCAAAAGCUCUGUUCUGCAAACUGUGGUGGAAAUAUAGAACAAAACCUAGUCUGUGGAGCUCAUUUAUGAGUCAGAAGUAUUGCAAAAAUAUGAAUUCAGUGGUAGUGCAAUGGAGAAAAGGAUCACAUGUUUGGAGAAAGAUGUUGGAGUGCAGAGACCUUGUUGAACACCUGAUCAUUUGGCAACCAAGGAUGGGUUCUUCUUUGUUCUGGUAUGACAACUGGACAGGCUUAGGGGCUUUGUAUUUUUUGAUUGCUCAAAAUUUUGGAGUUGAUGAAUCAGUCCAUAAUGUGUGGGAUGUGGUGUAUGGAGGAGAAUGGAAUACACAAAGGCUUUAUGAAAUAUUACCUGAAGAAUUUGCAGAACACAUCAUAGUAAACCUUCAGCCACCUGCAACUCAAGGAGUCUUGGAUGUACCUGUUUGGAGUUUGGAAUCAAAGGGUCAGUUCAGUGUUAGAACAACAUGGUAG